This is a messenger RNA of Elephantulus edwardii (Cape elephant shrew), 540 nucleotides long. It is a transcript of the gene KLK12, whose product is annotated as kallikrein-related peptidase 12. Gene Ontology annotation, molecular function: serine-type endopeptidase activity. The record is from RefSeq and is a predicted model, not a curated record. Gene Ontology annotation, biological process: proteolysis. Lineage: Eukaryota; Metazoa; Chordata; Mammalia; Macroscelidea; Macroscelididae. Bases 1 to 540 code for a protein of 179 amino acids. The transcript has 5 exons.
AUGGAGGAGGAGGAGGAGGAGGAGGGGAUGGACUCCCCUAACGUGGUGGUGGCCCCACCAUGGGGCACAGCAUCUUUUUGCUUCUGUGUCUUAUGGGACUUGGCGAAGCGUCAAAGAUUUACAACGGGACAGAAUGUAUCCCUAACUCACAGCCUUGGCAGGUGGGGUUGUUUGAAGGCACCAAACUGCGUUGCGGGGGUGUCCUCAUUGACCCCAGGUGGGUCAUCACAGCAGCUCACUGCAGUGGCAGACCCAUUUCCAGACCGGCUCCAGUGCCUCAACCUCUCCAUUGUCUCUGAUACUUCCUGCCAGAAAGUAUUCCAUGGAAGGAUCACAAGCAACAUGGUGUGUGCCGGUGGCAUCGAAGGGGAAGAUGCCUGCCAGGGUGACUCUGGGGGCCCCCUGGUUUGUGGGGGAGUCCUUCAGGGUCUAGUGUCUUGGGGGUCUGUAGGACCUUGUGGGCAAAAAGGCAUCCCAGGAGUCUACACCAAGAUUUGCAAAUAUACUGACUGGAUUCAGAAGAUCAUCAGGAGAAACUGA